This is a messenger RNA of Microplitis mediator, 1987 nucleotides long. RefSeq names its product serine protease gd-like. Gene Ontology annotation, biological process: proteolysis. Lineage: Eukaryota; Metazoa; Arthropoda; Insecta; Hymenoptera; Braconidae. The transcript is spliced from 5 exons. Bases 312 to 1763 code for a protein of 483 amino acids. The record is from RefSeq and is a predicted model, not a curated record. Gene Ontology annotation, molecular function: serine-type endopeptidase activity.
UAUAUUAUUCAUAUAAAAUAUAUAUCAAAUUACCGUCUGUUCUUUACCUCACGUUAGUAAUUUUCUAUCCCCUCCCUUUCCCUACCGUGUACUCAUAUGUCCUUAAUCAGCAAUUAAAUUAUUACCUGCUUCUGUCAGAGGGCCAUUUUGUCAGCAACGCCGGGAUUUUUAAUCAUUUAACAAAAAAAAAUUAAAGCCUUGUAUGUAAGCACGUGUUUAAUUAUAAUUAUUUUUAUUUAAUAAUUAAAUGUUUAUUUUAAUUUAUAAAAUUAAUUAAAAACUUUUUGAUUGUUCGUUGACAAGUGAUUGAAAUGAGUGAAAUGAUUUAUUGUAGAUUUAUUGUUUUUCUUUUCAUUUGUUUGAUUGAUUUUUCUCGCGGGCUACAAUCCCCGUGUCCGGAAAUUUUUUCCUAUCGACUGAAUCCAGUAAGUGGGGAAAUUUUUGGAAGGAUAAUUAUUUAUGAUCCACCGAAAAUUUUUCGGUGCUUGAGUUUGCGGGUACGGUAUCAGACAACGGAAAUUUUCCAGGAUUCUGAUCGCGGAGAGCUGCGAUUGGCGCAGCCUAAAGAAGAGGUUAUCCAAAAUAUAGCGCGUGGGCUACCGAUCAUUUACUUCCUCCACUUUCCCCUUCUAAAAUCUACACCUGAAAUUUCUCUAAUUACUCUAAAUAAUGUGCGAUAUUGCGUCGGAAUUCCAGAGUUAACGGCAAGAAAAAUAGAAAUUCAACAUAAUUUAUUUCCACCCAUUUACUCAGACCUAAACGCGCCAACUACGACAUCAACUACGACCCCAGCGCCACCUACGACAUCAACAUUAGCGACAUCUACAACAGAAAAUUCCAAAAAACCACAUCCUCUUUAUCAUUCAGCAGAAACAUUUUUCAAAAAAGAAUUUGAAAAAUUAUCAGCAUCAUGCGGGAGGCCAGUAAAUAACGAUAAAUUUAUAUUUACAAAUAAUAGAAGACUGAGACCCGGACAGUGGCCUUGGCUUGCCGCCAUUUUUAUAACGCGGGAAAUAUUUGAAUUUCAAUGCACCGGGACUUUAAUUAGCGACCGCCAUAUUUUGACUGCUGCGCACUGCCUUUAUCAUUUCAACUUAAAAUUAACCUCAAAUUUAUUCAUCGUAUCCUUGGGACGGUACCGAAUUUCAAAUUGGGACGAGUCGCUCGCCGUCAACUAUCAAGUCGAUCAGAUCCACGUCCACCCUGACUACGAACGGGGAAAAUUGAACGCAGAUAUCGCGGUCUUCAAAUUAUCCGAUACCGUGCGUUACAAUUGGCUGAUACGUCCUCUGUGUUUGUGGCCAGAAACUGACGCCAGAGUGGACGGAAUCAUUAACCAGCUGGGUUACGUCGCCGGGUGGGGGGACAGAAGCCCGUCACAGGGCAAUUAUGAAGGUGACGAUGAUUAUGAUGACGGUGAUCCCGACGUAGGGAUGGAAAAUGAACAUCAAGUUGCUAAGUUCCACGUGGUUCCCAUAGUCUCGCCUCGUAAAUGUUACCAGAGCCUCCAACUAAGAAAUUUCAUUACAAAUGAUGCGUUUUGCGCGGGAACACGAAAUGGCCGCAGCGGACCCUGCAAUGGCGACAGCGGCACAGCGCUCGCUAUUUAUAAUUCUCUGAAUGGAAGAUAUUAUUUAAGGGGAGUGGCUUCGCUGUCAAUUAUGGACAGAAGUACUCUGGGUUGCGAUUAUACAGAAUACGUUAUUUACGUUGACGUCGCUAAAUAUCACGUUUGGAUAUUAGGUAAAAUUUUUCAAACUUAAGAUCCGAGACUUGGCGUCAGAAAUUUUUUAUUUUCGACAAUUCUACACGGAGAAAAAAGUAUAGUAAAAAUUACAAUACUAUAGUAAAAUUUACUAACAGAUAUGAAAAAAUACAUUCUGUAUUGUAAUUAUUACUAAACGUUUAGUAAAAUUUAUUAGUUAGUAAUAAUUACAUAAUAAGAUAUUAAAAAUUACUAUACGUAAUGUAUUUUUUGCUAAGACGA